Messenger RNA from Macrobrachium nipponense, 875 nucleotides. RefSeq names its product carboxypeptidase B1-like. Bases 1 to 792 code for a protein of 263 amino acids. Gene Ontology annotation, molecular function: zinc ion binding; metallocarboxypeptidase activity. NCBI's taxonomy places the organism in Eukaryota, Metazoa, Arthropoda, Malacostraca, Decapoda, Palaemonidae. The record is from RefSeq and is a predicted model, not a curated record. The transcript has 10 exons. Gene Ontology annotation, biological process: proteolysis.
AUGGAGCAUGAUGCUAGGAAAAAUGGAAUACAGCACAUAUUUGGUAUUGAUGAUAAAGUUGGACCAUCACUUGUAGGUGUACAAGUAGGAAGGAAGAGUGCCUGUCUGUCAGCAAGUAUACAUGCUCGUGAAUGGAUUAGCCCAGCUGCUGCCUUGUAUGUUAUCGAAACACUUAUCACUAAUACUAAGCUUACAGAAGCUAUUGAAUGGCAGAUUAUGCCCAUGCUUAAUCCCGAUGGAUAUGAAUUUACACUUGGAGCAAAGAUCGUUUGUGGCGCAAGAACAGGUCUAAGUCUUCUUCUUCCACUUGUUAUGGUGUUGACCUUAACAGAAAUUUUGGAUAUCAAUGGGGAGGACUUGGGACUAGUAGUUCCCCAUGCAGUGAUAUCUAUAACGGCUCUAAGAGAUGCUAUGUUGCCCCUGAAAGGCAAAGUAAAGGCUUACAUAACUUUCCAUUCCUUUGGGCAAACCAUACUCUACCCAUGGGGUUACUCAACUCAAGUCAAGCACCCUUUAACAGCAACCAUGGAUACUGCUGCUAAAGCAAUGGCGGCACAAAUUAAAAAGACAACUCUAGCUGUGUACAGUGUUGGCAACUCUGCUGUUGUAUACUAUCCUGUAGCUGGAGCAUCUGAUGACUGGGCUGCGUAUGCAAUGGACAUUGCUCAUUCAUACACAAUUGAGCUGAGAGACAAAGGGGUUUAUGGCUUUAAACUACCUGCGUCUCAGAUAUUGCCUACUGUACGAGAUGCCUGGGAGGCUGUAAAGACUUGGCUACACUGGUCUGAAUGAAGUAACGGAAAAAGUCAACAAACGAAAGUUCCUGCAAUGAAACUGAGAGACAAGGAGUUACGGUUUGCAACAGAGAUCAUAAA